Messenger RNA from Medioppia subpectinata, 696 nucleotides. NCBI's taxonomy places the organism in Eukaryota, Metazoa, Arthropoda, Arachnida, Sarcoptiformes, Oppiidae. The record is from the annotation of a GenBank genome assembly.
GGCAAUUCCGGCGGUCCGGCUAUAGAAUUUAGACACGAUCAUCCAGUGCUGAUCGGAACCGUAUCGUACGCGGUUAAUUGUUCAGCUACUCAGAAAAACGCCUCGUUAGGCGCCCACCCCUGGGUUGUGGUGGUGUUGCAAAACAACCGACACCAUUGCACCGGUAGUAUAUUAAACGAUAAAUGGGUCAUGACCGCCGCACAUUGUUUCAACAAAUCAGACCCGACUUCAAAGCCGUCCAACUUUACCAUAAGGACGGGAACGUUGCUAAGGCUGGACGGCAAUGAGUACCCGGUGGCCAAAAUUGUGCAGCACCCCCAGUGGAACUAUUGGGGCUUCAAAAACUCGGACAUCGCCCUGAUGAAAAUAAACGGCACCAUCGAUAUGGGUGAAAAUAUUAAACCAAUCGAUUUGCCCAAGACACUAUUUGAGGAGCCCGUGAGGGAGCACGUGAUUGUGGCAGGGUGGGGCAAACGGUUCCUAAAUAGCUCAGUCACACUGUUGUUGGCCAACGAGUUUAAGCUUAAUGUAAUACCGAAUGGCCGGUGCGCACAGGCCUACACAACCAUUCAGUAUAUGACUUAUAAGUCCCAGUUGUGCACAUGGAAUCGCAAUCAAACAGUGUGCGAGGGUAAUUCUGGCGGACCAGCCGUUGAAUAUAGACAUGAUCUCAUACUUCAAAAGAUCGCCAAAUGA